Cannabis sativa is the source of this 489-nucleotide messenger RNA. RefSeq lists its product as uncharacterized. Lineage: Eukaryota; Viridiplantae; Streptophyta; Magnoliopsida; Rosales; Cannabaceae. The coding region runs from base 1 to 489 and encodes 162 amino acids. The transcript is spliced from 3 exons. The record is from RefSeq and is a predicted model, not a curated record.
AUGGGUACUAAGUUAAAGUUCAGUACAACUUUUCAUCCUCAGACUAAUGUUCAAUCUAGAUACCUUGGACUCGACGCAGUCGAAAGAACUAGUGAGGCCAUUGAAAAGAUUAUAGCUCAUAUGCUUGCCACACAAAGUAGACAUAAAAGCUAUGCUGAUCCAAAGCAUAGAGAUAUUGAGUUCCAGGUUGGGGACUUCAUCUUCCUUCGAGUAUCACCAAUGAAAGGGAUUUGGAGAUUUGGAAAGAAAGUAAAACUAAGUCCCAGAUUUAUUGGUCCGUUCGAGAUACUGGAAAGGAAGUAUGUGUCUAAUACGACCCAUAUUUUGAGUUACGAGGACAUUGAACUUCAACCCGACUUAUCCUACGAGGAACAGCCAGUUCAAAUCUUGUAUGGGAAGGAGAAAAUAUUGCAGAAUAAGACUAUUCUGCUAGUUAAAGUGUUGUGGAGAAACAAGGUUGAGGAAGCGACUUGGGAGUUAGAUUCGUAG